AUGACGGGCUUCGCGUCGUUUGUGCUUGAGGGCCUCAUGGGCGCGAAGCGCAGCGUGCACUCGUUGAUGCAGGCCUCAUUUUCGACAAAAUUCGAGAUUGUAGCCUCGCCCUUGAAGUCCAUCCGCUCCGGGAUCCAGAUCUUGGGGACGUGUGGGAACUCGGACUCUUCGGCCGUGAUGACCAUGAUCCUGUUGCGCGUUUUUCUUGUCAGAAUGGGCAAUCUAUCAAUGCGUUGA
Molecule: messenger RNA, 237 nt
Organism: Pyricularia grisea
Lineage: Eukaryota; Fungi; Ascomycota; Sordariomycetes; Magnaporthales; Pyriculariaceae
Exons: 2
Coding region: 1-237 (78 amino acids)
Source: RefSeq, a predicted model, not a curated record